AUGACAAAUCAAAUGGAAAUAACAUCAAGAGCUUUAACUAGAUUAAAUGAGCCUAAACAGUUUCCUACUUUAAAUCUCUUACAAGCAGAUCAAUCUACAUUAAAUAUCGAUCAAUGGAAUCUUAUUUCAAAUUUAUCACAUUGCUAUGAUGAAUAUAGUGGACUAUCAAUGGGUGAACGUAUUAUGCGUGAACAAAAUGCUCUACCUCUUAAGUUACGUUUGAAAAGUGCAUCAUUGAUCGAGUUUACCCGAAUAGCAUUAGAUGGACUUCGAUUAUUAUACGAAAAGAAUCAAGAUUUUGUUUCUUUAUCGGUAUAUGAUCGUUCUAUUUUACUUCAAAGUACAUUGAAACAUACUGGAUGUCUUGCUACGAAUUUUCUUUUGUAUAAAGUUGGAGCAAUGGAUUAUCCCAUGUAUUACGAUACUAUUCAAAAAAUUGCUAACUCAUCUGUUGUACCUAUUGCUAAAUGUUUAUCAACUCAACUCGAUUUCGAUAUGAUCAUUAAGAAACUGCUUCUUGCCAUUGUCUCUUUCUACACAAUCAACCUUAUAGGUUAUACAAAUAUUUCUUCAAUAAAUUUAUCAAAUAUCAAACAAAUUUUACAUAUUCAAGAUAUAUAUAUUGAAUUACUAUGGCGAUAUUUACUCUAUAAAUACAACUUUGAACAAACUGUUAAAUAUUUUUCUGAUAUUCUAAGAUGUUUAUUUACUGCCAAUGAAAUUAUAUUUACAAUAGAAGAAGUUCAAUGGUACAAAGAUCAAACUGAUUCUCUUGUUCAACAGACCGAGCAAACUCUUAUUCUCAAUGAUUAA
Messenger RNA from Rotaria sordida, 813 nucleotides. NCBI's taxonomy places the organism in Eukaryota, Metazoa, Rotifera, Eurotatoria, Philodinida, Philodinidae. The record is from the annotation of a GenBank genome assembly.